CCAUCCUCGACCAGCCGGUCCCCCUCGCCCGGCACCGGCUCCUGGCUGCGGUACCAGCGCGGCUCCGCCACCAACUUUCCGGAGCGCAGCGAAGCGGAGCAUCCUCCCCCCCCCCGCCCCCCACCCGGGGGAAGCGGCGGCGGCCCCGGGGGCGGCCAUGCUGGGUCCGGCGGUGCGGCUGGCGCUGGGAGCCGGGGAGCUGGUGCCGGCGGUGCCGGGGCGGCUGCUGGCCAUGCUCUGGCCGGCGCUGGUGCUGGGGGCGGCGGCUCUGUUGGUCCUGCGGGGGCUGCGACGCGGUCGGGGGCCCCGCCGAGCCGCCGGGGGGGAGCCGGAGGAGGAGGAGGAAGAGGAGGAGGAGGAUGGCCCCGCGGGGACCGGGGCGCUGCCGGCGCGGCGGCCGGAGGAACAAAGGCGCCCGGCGCAGGUUCCAGUGAAUGGCCAGCUUAUACCAUCAGCCAACACCAGAGAGAAAAAGCUCCUCAAGCCUAAGAAGAAGAGGAAAGCCCAGUGCUCAGACAAGGAGGUGCCAAAAGAGCUUUCUGUGGAAAAAGACAAACUGCAGGAGGAGGAAGGAGUUUGGCAGACCAAGAUCAGCAGCCGAGAAAAGAGACACUUAAGGAAGGAAAGGCUGAAACAAAAAGACCCCAGCAGAGCAUCCCUGGGUAGCUCGGCGGCCGAGCCAGCCUUUGACUGGGAUGAGAAGGGAGCGGUGUGGCCACUCACAGAGGACACUGGUGGCGGUGGAAGAGGUGCUCUCGUUGCCAAGGCAGAGUGUGGGACCGCGCUGAAGGCCUCAGGAGCCAUACGGGAAGAAUCGGCGCCCUCCCGUUUAGAGGAGGACGUUUUCUCCAACGUAGGAACAUGGGAUAUUGCAGAAGUAAAAUCCUGUCCUGUGACCUUUGGGACGUUAUCUGAGCUGUCCAGGGAGUUAGAUAACACGAAGAGUAAAUCAUCCGAGGACAGUCCAUCCAGAUGCUGCUGGCACGCCAGCUCGACCUUCCUCCCCGCAGACGAUGCAUGGCAGGGGCAGGAUGAUCCUUCAGCGAUUGACCUAGACUCCGACUGGAAGGCUCCCACGGAAGAGUGGGGAAAUUGGACAGGACAUGAGGAGCAUCAGGCAGGGGAGGAGAAGGAGAAGGAUUUGCCAAAAGGCAAGGCAGGCAUUCCUUUCUGCCUUUCCGGACUGAAAAGCAAAACGCAGCAGCAGAAGAAGAAGAAAAUUGAAGUGAAGGAAGCAAGGGGUGGAGUGGGACUGAGGCAUCCCCAGCCAGGUUUGGAAACAAGAAUGGAAGAAGGCCCAAGGGACUUGGUAUCUACAGAACAUAGCAGUGAUGCAGUCUGUGCUUCCUUCAGGAAAUCCUUGGACGUUGCUAAUAAUUCACCCAAUAAUGGUGUACCUGGGAAAAAGGAGAGGAGGAAGAGGAAGAAAAUGAAGAAGGAGACUUGAGGGAGCUGUGCAGAUGCCGGAGUGACAACCCAAAGGGGCAGGCGUGCCGACAAGCUGCAAGGAUUCUGCUUUCUGCCAUGCCGCGCUGAGCCCAAAGUCAAGAGAGGCUCCAGGAGACCUCCCAGCGAGAAGAGGAGGAGGAGAGGAGUGGCGAGAGAGCCACAGAGCGUGAGUGUGUGAGAGACGGGAGAGAAUGAGCACGCUGUGCACAGGAGGGGGCGGUGGAACAGAGCGGCUCUUCGUUACAAACCGCUGCCCUUGAUUAAAAGCUGUUGAAUGGGUUUUGACUGGUUGCAUUAAGUCCUUUCAGUUUUUCACUGUCACGUUGUUUGUCAGCUUGUAAUGUUAUACGCCAGUGUAGAAAUGGUCGGGACGUACCUGACCGUGAUUGUACUUCGGUUCCAUGGAGGAUCCACCAGCUGGUCUCUGGCAUUUUUGCAGCAAUGCUCAUCGACUGGCUACUAAUGCCCAGAAGGAAGCACUGUUCAGAGACCAAGGGAGAACAACGUGGAUCAUUCUCCAACCUUCUAAAUCUUUUAAAGCGUUCUUGGCUGCUACAGUCAGACUUUUGCCUCAUACCUUGCCAUAUUUAUACUUUUCACCCCACAUCAGGCUGGCUUGCUCCACAAGGGAGAAGUUCUAGAGGAGAUCUUAAACUCAUUUGGAAAGAUGGUCUAAACCCUUUUUUUUCUCCUCAGAUUUCAUGAGAGAGAAAUCUCCUCAGAUUUCAUGGGCUAAAGUUUAAAGUCUGUAUGUCCAAAGCAUGUUGCAUUUGUACUUAUAAUAGACCGAAGUAACUUUUUGAAAUCAUUUUUCUUACUCUGAUGUUUGGAAGUUUUUAUCAUUUUGUUACUUAAAUAUUGUGAAUGAAAUUUUUAAAAAUGUCAUUUUAGUAUUUCUUAAAGAGUGGGUAUUUCUCGUUGUUGGAGGGCUUAUAGUAUGGAGGAGGGACCGCAUCAAAGUCGAAUACUGUGGUUUAUAAAUAGCGCUGAGCUGACACCACUAAAAGCUGAAGCCCUUUAUCCCUGGAGGAGCUGCAGCUCUGGUGGUAGCUGUGAGGGUUUCUUAGGUGGUCCUGAGGCUGUGCCUCCACCUGACCCAUCCUAGAAGUGCUGCCUGGAAGGAUGAGAUAACGGUUGUCAACUCUCCGUCUGCAUUCGACUUUGUGCCUUUGGAGGUUGUAUGGGCAGAUUGCCUUACUGAUGCAUGUUAACAGUUUGCGUGUCCAUGCAAACUGAUGCCGUGAAACUCAAUUUCACGCAGGACAUUGAGUAACGAGGGCUGUUAAUGGCUUUACACCCCUACAGCGGCACUCCUGUUUGCAUCACCGAGCCAGAUGCGCUCGGUGCUUCUGCCAUCGCAGCCACCCAGUCUCCGAUGGUGGCUUGUCUGAGCAUUACCUGCAGCUCAGCGCUUUUACCUGAGAGCCUUCAUCUGUUGCACGGCUGUCAGAGCAGCCGCGUCCUUCAGAGAAGCAAUUAAUUGCAGCAGCGUAUUUGUGUUUGGAGUUUGGCUACUAUACAUUAAAGGGCAGCUCUCCCGUGCGGUGGGUUUUGGGGUAGCCAGCUGUACAGUGCGCCCUGACGUUUAGCACGGCAGGAUUGUUUCAGGCAGGUGAGGGCUAAUCUUUAACUGCUGCCACUUGGCAGCCCACUGUCUAGAAUCUGCACGCCUUGGUGUUUGUGUCUCAGCGUAGGGGAAAUACGGGCAGUUUAUGAAUUGACUGAAUAGACCAAAGGGCUUUUAUCUGGAAAGUAACAGGUUUGGAGCAGAUGCCUGACAAGAAAAUGCACGGCCUCGCUGGAGAAACAAGUACAGCAAGUUCAAGGCUUUAGAAGAUGUGUUAAUGAGUACGUGGGUAAUGAGUGAAGUUCUGCUACCUCUGAAGCCAAUGGAAAACAUCCAUUGACCUCAUUGGGGCCAGGAUGUUGCCCAAGGUCUUUGUUUAGCAUUGAAGAUAACCUCUGUGACCAAAAAAAGAAAAAAAAAGAAAAAAAAAAGAAAAAAAAAGAAAAAAAAAGAAUGAAGGAGAUAAAGAGAAGCUGACAAGGGUGGUAGACUCCAGAUUUCUUCUGCUUUUUUCUCUAUAUCUGCUUGCAAACUUUUUGAUGUCUGUGUAAUUAUGUUUUAUUUCUACGUGUUACAGUAUUUCAAAUGUUCAUUGUUUUUAUAAUAAAAAAU
This is a messenger RNA of Chroicocephalus ridibundus (black-headed gull), 3628 nucleotides long. RefSeq names its product protein LYRIC-like. Bases 158 to 1447 code for a protein of 429 amino acids. The transcript is spliced from 11 exons. Gene Ontology annotation, biological process: negative regulation of apoptotic process; positive regulation of angiogenesis; positive regulation of canonical NF-kappaB signal transduction. The record is from RefSeq and is a predicted model, not a curated record. Lineage: Eukaryota; Metazoa; Chordata; Aves; Charadriiformes; Laridae.